UCCAGAUCCCUCUUCUAUCCUUUGUUGGCACUUGGCCGCACGCUUCUCCCCUCCCCCUCGCGCGGCGGCGGCGGCGGCGGCGGCCGCCUUUCUUGUCUUCUACAACCUCUUCGAGCCCUAGCGCUCCUCCAAACCCCUUCCGUCGCCCGCCCGCCCGCCCGGCCUCCCGUCGGGCCCCGUUGAAGACCUUCCUUACCAUCAUGGCGCCGGAGGCCGCGGACGAUCCCGUGCUCGCCGCUUGCAAGUACAAGUUGAACCACUUCAGAAUAAAAGAGUUGAAGGAUGUUCUGCAUCAGCUUGGACUUCCAAAGCAAGGAAAGAAGCAGGAACUAGUGGACAAAGUUAUAGCAGUAUUGUUUGAUCAGCAAGACCAAGUCUCCAAAAUGAAUGGUUUACCAACUAAAAAGAUGGCUGGAAGAGAAACAGUGGUGAAAAUAGUCGAGGACACUUUUAGAAAAAUGCAAGACCCUACAAAUACUGUUGCAGCCUCAAGAAGCCACAUCGAGUCAGGAUACAAUGUUAAGCCUAAAAAGAAAUCAGAUGAUUCUGCUCAGUUGGACGUCAAGGUCCGUUGUCCUUGUGGUAACUCAAUACCCAAGGAUCCCAUGAUUAAGUGUGUUGAUCCACAGUGCAACGUAUGGCAACAUGUUGGUUGUGUUAUCAUACCCGAGAAGCCUGCAGACAGUAUUUCUCCUGAAGUACCCACCUGCUUUUAUUGUGAGAUGUGCCGAAUUAACAGGGCUGAUCCUUUCUGGGUCACCGUUAACCAUCCGUUGCUCCCUAUUUUAAUAGCCCCCUCUAACAUAGCGGCAGACGGGUCAUAUACUGCACAGUAUACUGCGAAAAGCUUUCCGCUAUCAAGAGCUAAUAGGGAAAUGCUACAGAAAGCUGAAUAUGAUCUUCAGGUUUGGUGUAUCCUUCUGAAUGACAAAGUCCCUUUUAGGAUGCACUGGCCUUUACGCUCUGAUAUGCAAGUUAAUGGUAUCCAUGUUAGGGUGGUCAACAGGCAACCCACACAGCAGUUAGGGGCCAAUGGUAGAGAUGAUGGUCCAGUAUUAACAGAUUACCUGAGAGAGGGACCUAACAAGAUUGCUCUAUCAAGAAAUGACUCUCGUACUUUCUGUUUGGGUAUCAGAAUUGCCAAGAGGAGAUCUCUAGAACAGGUCCUAAAUUUGGUGCCAAAGGAACAAGAUGGUGAGAAGUUUGAUGAUGCCCUUGCUCGUGUGCGUCGCUGUGUUGGUGGUGGAACCGAGGCAAAUAAUGCAGACAGUGAUAGUGAUAUUGAAGUUGUGGCUGAUUCGGUCUCCGUAAAUCUUCGAUGCCCUAUGACUGCUUCAAGGAUCCGGAUUGCUGGUAGGUUCAAGCCUUGUGCUCACAUGGGUUGUUUUGAUCUAGAAGCUUUUAUUGAAAUAAAUCAACGUUCCCGGAAGUGGCAAUGCCCAAUCUGCCUCAAGAACUGCUCUCUUGAGAGCAUAAUAAUUGAUCCUUAUUUCAAUCGUAUCACUUCUUUGAUCCAAAGCUGCAUAGAUGAUGCAUCUGAAAUUGAUGUCAAGCCUGAUGGUUCCUGGAGGGUUAAGGGUGGAGCUGAACUGAAAGACCUUACACAGUGGCAUUUACCAGAUGGUACUCUCUGUGUGACCACAGAUACAAGAGCCAAGCCUAACAUGGGUAUUGUAAAGCAUGAGAUUAAAGAAGAACCGUUGUCUGAAGAGCUGGGUUGUCGUCUUAAAUUGGGAAUUAGAAAAAACAGCAACGGCCAGUGGGAGAUUAGUAAGAGAGGGGAUACUGACUUGGUGCGAUCUUCUGAUAGUGAUCAUGCAAGGCACUUUGAAAACAAAAACUGCACCACUCUCACAAGCAAUAUUGAUGAUGCGGACACUGAAGAUGAAAGUUAUAAUUUAGAUCCAGGAAGAAAUGAUUGUCCUAUGAGCCAUGUCCAUGAUCUUGAUUCUUCUCCCACGGAUGAAAAUGUUCCUCCUGCACCAAGAGAGCAGGAUAUAAUAGUUCUGAGCGACUCAGAUGAUGAUAUUGUCACGGUGUUAUCUCCUAGUGCUGUGAAUUAUGGCUCAGCACUUGACACUGGGAAUGUAUUUCCACCCAAGCCACCUGAAACUUCAGGAGUGUGUGGCGAACAAGCUGGUAGAUGCCCAAAUGAAACCUCAUUUGUUGCACUAAAUGAAGAUUUUAGUGACCUGGGACUAUCAUUUUGGGAGUGUCCUCUGAGUCCCCAGGAUGAUCCUACUGACCAGAUGUUUGAUCCUAGCAGACGGGUGACAGAUAAUCCAGGUGAAGCACAAAACAACCCUGCCAAUUAUCAAUCUAAGCACGAGUCAGUUUCUGGGGGUAAUUUGGGGGUACUAGCGGUAGCAGCAAACCCGCCGGAAGAUGGGCACGAUGGCGCGCUGCAAAUUUGUGCAUCAAGUGAAAGAGAUGGUUCCAUUAGUCCAGCUAACCGGUGUGAUCACACUCAAACAUGCCAUGAUUUCCAUUCUGUCAGCUGGACAUCUCUCAGCCUCAGUGGCGCCGAUGAAAGUUUAAUUGGUGCGAAAAAUGCGUCACAGAAAAGGAGGAGCUCUGGAGAUGGAAUAACAGCUUUAGAUGCUUCUGUCCUCAGGAGCACAAAUGACGAUGAGCCGACUGGAGAGAGAUGCCGUGAUCCUUUCUCACCACCUCUGCAGCAACGUUCAGUUCGACCAAGACUGAUACUGAAUAUUGACUCGGAUUCUGAUUAGCAUAUAUACUUUUUUGUUGGCUGAUGCCCAGUGUGCAAUUCGUACAUCUCCUCCGUGGAAUGAUCAUAGCAUCCUGUCUGACUUGGAGAAAGGACUUGAUGUUAGAGGAUGAAUGUAGUGGCAUCUGAUAGAAUAGGUUUGUGAGCUGCCGGGCAGCGAGAAGCAGUUUUUUUUUUUUUUUGCCCCCUCAUUGGCCUGUGUGGUCUCCUUGGAGGUUAUUGAUUAGUGCUAGAAUUUAGCGACAAGAGCAAUAUAUAGAGCUCAAUAGUGUAGGCAAUUUUGUACCAUGUCAGGAACUCUUAAGUGUCAGUUGACGUAAAUAUGACUCUUUUUUUUCAUUCAUUAAAGAGUAUUUCCUGUUC
Phragmites australis (common reed) is the source of this 3094-nucleotide messenger RNA. Its product is annotated as E3 SUMO-protein ligase SIZ2-like. Gene Ontology annotation, biological process: protein sumoylation. The transcript is spliced from 16 exons. The record is from RefSeq and is a predicted model, not a curated record. Bases 201 to 2732 code for a protein of 843 amino acids. Gene Ontology annotation, molecular function: zinc ion binding; SUMO ligase activity. NCBI's taxonomy places the organism in Eukaryota, Viridiplantae, Streptophyta, Magnoliopsida, Poales, Poaceae.